UUCUUGCCUUUAGCGCGACAGUGGUGCUGCUGCUGAGCCUCAGCAGAGUGUGUGCGCGCGAGUGUAGAUGGUGGACUGUUCCCGGUGAAAAAACAGCGACCCCCGGCCGCAUUAAAAUGCCUCAUCGCCGCGUAUAAACGGGCGAAACUCCGCGGAGGGGAGAGAGUCAGGUCUCCAGGCAGGUUUAGAGGAAAAUAAAGGCAGGAUGUUGCAAGUUUUAGCUUGUGGCGCCGUAGUUUUCCCCGGUCUCUUUUUCGCAUUCAGGAGAAUCCUGCCUUGUGUGUUCAAACACUGGAACGAUGCCGACGUGGUGCUGGUCAGCGAGAGACUGGUGUCCUCCAUCCAUGCCGUCAUGGCAACCACGGCAGGAGCCAUCGUUGUGGCAUCAUGCCGGGACAGCGUCGUUAACGACAGGCACUGGCUGGCCACCUACUUUGUCAUCUGGUACGGUGGGCCCUACAUGACAUACGACAUCAUCGCCAUGUACCUAAGUCACUUCCACCGCUUCCGCGUCAAAGGGCACGAGGACUACAAGCAGCAUUCGCUGAGGACCAUAAACUCCUUCAUCCGCAGAGAGUUCCUGCUGGUGUUGCAUCACAUCGCCCUCCUCACAAUCCUGCUGCCUGUCACGCUGUUCUUCAGAAGGGACCAGGGGGAUUUCUUCAUCGGCUGCUUGUUUCUAACAGAGCUCAGCACGCCCUUCGUCUCCCUGGGGAAGAUACUUAUUCAGCUUAGCCUCCAGAACUGCUGGCUGCACAAGGUCAAUGGCGGUAUGGUACUGCUCACCUUCUUUAUGUGCCGCAUCGCCCUCUUCCCCUACAUGUACUGGGUGUACGGCCGCCACUACGGCAUCCCGCUCUACAGCGUGCCCUUCCACCUGCCGCUGUCCACCAACCUGGGCAACGUGUGCAUCCUGGCGCCGCAGGUCUACUGGUUCGUCCUUCUUUGCCGAAAGGGUUUCCGUCUGUACCGGCGUAGCCGUAUGCCAGACUCGUCUCCUGCGGUCCCUGUCACUGACAAUCCCAAGGAUGAUUGAUAUCCAGUUCACGAUUGCUCGCUCAAGCCGCACACUCAGCUACUAACGCAACUACUUCUGCAAAGGCACUAGUUUGACUUAACAUAUUUCAAAUCCCACCAUUGAACUGUAGUACACCAGGACUGCCUGCUCUUGUACCACAACCCCCAUGGGCAUUUUCCGCACACUUUAAAUCCUCUGUUUCAAAAAUCUGCUGCCUAAGUGGACCUCUCCACCUAUCCAGCUCUACUACUGAAGUUUGAUGAUUUCUUGUUUUUGUUUUUUUUGGGGAUUUUGGCUCUUGCCUGGAUCUUUUUGAAGUGCUACACUGCUUACAACACUGAAGAAAGGUCACGUUGGCAUAAAAGAGCUUCCAUAGAGAGACAUUAUCUUAUCGCCUACUCCUACUGUGUUUACAGCCUCUGCUGAUUUGGAAGGUCUGUUACAGUGUAUGUGUGAGUGGCUGUUACGACAGGUUGUAUUUAUUUGAAUGAUUUUACUGUGCUGUGUCAGGAUAGUUGCGCUUCCUCUCCCAUCCAUUCACUCAUCCCACCGACGAGAAGAAUUACAAAAAAGUGGUGGGUGGGGGUGCAAAUUCAGGCAGUAUUAGGAAUAAUUGUGAGGAAUACAUGUCACCUCAUUUACAUUUAAGAGCUUAAAACAGCUACAUUUGUUACCACCCAGUUAAUGUGAUUUUUCACCCCUGUUAAUUUUGUUCGUAGUUUCCAUACAGCAUGUUACCGGUUGUUUUCUCCCGUUUGUUAGGCCACAGAGAAGGUGGGGGUGAUGGGGACGUGGUGAUGCCUAAUGUGUGAUGAACUCAGGGCCACGGUCAGAGCAAUAAGGUGAGCAGAGGCUCACCAGGGCAAACGUAUACAGAGGAUUGCAAUUCCUAAGCAAUCAGCUACAAAAAAAAACAAACACAGAGGAUGUCAGGAGUGAUUAUUCCUGAAACUGAUCAUUAACAUCCAGUAACUGCUGUGUUUUCCCUGAGGCUCCACAGAUUUAUAUGCACUUGUGUAUCAGCUGUUGCAUUGAGCACUUCACACGGGGCUGUAUAUAUUUAAUGUUUUAGUUUCAUCACAAAAACAAAGAUAGUUUUAAAGCUUAAACCUAUAUCUCAACAUUGUGAUUGGACCUGAGAGGACUUUUUUUUUUUUUUUUUUUUUUUCACAUGCAAAGCAUUUUUUUGUUGUUGCUCGAUUCACAGUUGCAUAAAGACAUUUAUCUUAAAGGCAUUUAUGAGACAAAAUCACAUGCUUCACUUUUGAUCUUAAGAAUAUUAUUUCUUCAUAUCGAGAAACAAAUAGAAGAUAUUAUUUUCAUAGGAAUGCGGCGGGGUUAGUUUCGUUCACAAUCUAGACCCUGAAGUUAAUUGAACUAAUAAUAAUCAUUUUGGUCAUUCAAGCUUUGUAGUGAACUAACUGAUUUAAGUGUGCGUUUAUGACGUUUUAAUUUUUUUAUGUCCUGCAAUUUCAAUCUAUGCAAAAAAGAGGCUGCGGUGCAUGUAUACAACACUAAUGUCAAGUCAUAUCAAAUUGAUCCACGCCUCAGUAGGUUAUUUUCUGGGACCAUACAUUUAUUUCUCCUGUACAUUUCUACUGGGACUUCACACUACAAAUCACGGUCUCAUGUUGCAUUUUAGUUGGAAGUUUAAAAGGUCUUUGCUUGUCUUUUAACUUUACCUCAGUGUUUUUGAUUCAUUUAAAUUCAUGGAAUGCGGGGGGAAAAAAGGUGUAUAUUUAUCAUUAGUAGUUUUUGUAGCAUUCAACAACACGUUUACUAAUGUUUGGAUACUGACUUGAUAGGCCUGUCACUUUAAAAAAAAAAAAUAGAAAAAAGAAAUCAAGUUUGAACGCAACUGAUACGAACAUCGAUCCAAUUAGAAUUGCUAUGGCCACCGAGCUAUACAAGUUUUGUUGUCAUGAUAAUGUGACUGUAAGGAAGGCAAUUGCAUUUUUAAAAGACCUCAAACUGCUUUACCUUUAUCCAAUAUUUUUUUAAAUCUUUGGUUUUGAUUUUUUUUUCUCAUGGUCACCAAUUUCGUCCUCUUUGCGUUAAAGCGAGCCUACGGAUGUAACUUUUGCUGAGCUGUGAAUCAAGUGUGGGAUCGUUGUGCAUGCAAAAACGUAGCUUGACACUAGUACAAGUAAAGAAAAGUCAUAACGGACGGACUCCGUAAUGUCAGACAAUAUCUAUCUAAAGUUUUGUAACAUUAGCAGCCACCAUAAGCUACUGGUCAUACCAGACCAACGAAGGCUGUAGAAGCAAAUCCCCCGAGAGUGUUGAAAUAUGAGUGAAUGAGUGCGGGUGCUUAUGAAUUCACCUUUUCUAUUCAUUUCUUCUUUCACAAGUUGCAUAGUCUCACUUUAACGAAGACAACAAUUGCGUAGUUUACAAAGAGACUGUUCAUUUUAGGAAGUCCCCCACCACGUUGGUGUACAAGUCAUGGCCUGUUGAGUUUACUUUCUAUACUGUGAAAUUUGGAUUAUACUAGGGCUGAACGGUUUUGGGGAAAAAAUCGAAUUGCCAUUCUUCCUUCGUUUCGGUUUGCAAUAUUUAUUUUUAGCUAGUUAUAUAAAGUAAUGCAAAAUAAAUGAAAGAUCCACUGAAAAUAGGACAUUUCUGUAACCGAUUUGUGAUAUGUAACAUUAUUCGAGCCUGUAUCUUAUGAAAAAAUAGUAAAUAUAAUAAUAAAAGGAGGAAUAGAAAAUGUUAAACUGAAUGAUACACCAAACAUUUAACUAAAUAAUUCACAUUCGAUUAAUCGCGGUCUUCACGAUUUAGCUUAAUCGCAUUCUUUCAAACCGCGAUUACAAUUUUAAAAUGUUCAGCCUUAGAUUAUACAAAUAGAAAUAUUUAUACAUAUUUGCUCUAAUACACAGUGACAGCGCCAUGUCUUGAGGGCUCUUUUAAUCCUCAAAUUAAAUUGUUCCCUGAAGGAAUUUUCAUCUUUCAAGCAUCAAGACUGCUAAGCAGAACAGCUGUUGCAUUGUGGGUUCUGUAGUGUUGCUGUGACCUGUGUGGGGGAUCUUGUGGUUCUGCACUGCACUAUGGCAAACACAAGUGGUAUCCAUGUCUGGUGGGAGCAGCAUUGUAGGGAAAAGGUAAUUAGUCUUGAUCUUGGUAGACGCACAGCCCGUUGGCUGACGAGUAGCAUGAGGAGGAGGGAGCAAGGAGAGCCGAGCUGCUGAAUGAUGGCCUCGUUUUUUCUCGUUUGGCUGGAGUUCAGCAGAGUGCAGGCCUCUUUUGUCCUUUGCUGACCAGGCCACUGUUAUUGGAAACAUUCCAGGUUCUUUGUGCUGCUUUCAGCCAAACUCUCCCACUGUCCUGUUCACCCUCAACCUCUUACACGCACUUGUCUCCAGAUAUGUAGUGGUGUAAAUGAAAUGGUGGUUAGCUCUGACCUCUAGCUACCAAGAAAGACAUUUUAUUUACAUUAAUAAGAUGUUAUGUUCAUCCAUUUUAUUCUUACACUUCAGUUUAUACUUUAUCCGACAGCGUGUCAGAAGUCUCCACUUUCACUGUAGUCAAAACCAAUGCUUGUCACUUCGGUCAACAUUUUUUAUUUUAAAGCAGCAGGUCAUCCCUUUUUAAUAUGUCUGUCACCUACUUCUUAUUGCCGAUGUUUCCUCCCUUGCAUCCUCCCAUCGUGCUUUGCUCUCUUUCCUUCAAACUCAUCUCAGUCUCUUGGCGGAUGUGCUCUGCAGUGGUACAAAGUAGCUGGUUUGCCCACCUCCCUCCUCUCUGCUGCCAUCUGUCGUCAGGAUUAUCAGUUUGUCCACUCAGCAGUUUACAGGCAGGACCAGUUGGGAUUAGUAGACCUAUGCGGGCAUUUCCUAUUGAAACUGCAUGUCUCCUAUGUAGUGUGCCGCAUUCAGAUACAUGUAUAUCCAUUGUCAUGCCACCAUGACCUCACCUUCCACUUAAUACACUGAAAAAACUGACACAUGGCUUUGUUUGAAUGCUUUUAUGUAAUCCCUUAAAGCGUGAUAUUGAUUUGAUUAAUGGUUGGUGUUAAGGAUUACUUAAAUCUGAUCAUUUUAACAAAGACAUUUCUGCCAAAAUUUCAUUCUUGUUUUAUCUCGGGUAGAAAAGCCAUUGAAAGAGUAUUUAUACCGUCAUGACAAAACAAUUUAAGGUGUAGUAGCAGCUUCUUAGCACCCUAAAGUUGAGCCUGUUGUGACAGUUUGUGCUUUGUAGAAAAUGCUUUUUUUCUUCUUCAAAAUCAUUUUAAACUCCCCUUUGAAUAAGGUCUAUUUGACAGGAAAUAGCUGAUAAUAUAGAAAAUGUUAACAUUCCAUGAUUUUUCCGUAACAUUUUCCUCAAUUUAAUUAUCAAAAGUUCCCUUUUUUGUUUGCUCUCUUAAGCAAUUUAUUCUUUCUUUUCAUUGUGUCCAUCUGCUAAUUAAGAAAGCGAAAUUAUAUAUUUGUAAGUGACGUUGUCCAAAAUUCAAAUGUAUUUUCUGUAUCUGCAAAUUAACCCCCAUUUAUAAACUAAUGAAAUUGAUUUGAUUUAAUUGAUCUGAUCACACUGACCUGACUAAAGUUCUUGUAACUUUUAUAGCCAAUGGAAGACGGGCCUCAUUAUUCCCAUCGCUAGGAAUCUGGAUGGCAUAAAUGGCAUCUGAUCCUAAAUCUGUGAAUCCCUAAGUAGGAAUUAUAAAAGGUUCGAGGCAUGCAGAGUACACAUAUCUUAACAGGUAUUCUUUUGUUACUUGAUAGAUUCUUCUUAUCGAAAGUCUUAAGUUCAUCUUUGCUCAGGGUUUGAUGAAGUUUGAUGAAGUUGUUAACAUAUGCGUGUGUGUGUGUGUAUAGAGGUUUAUUAUAAGAUGAUGAAAUUGUGAGACUGAUUCUGAAGAUGAUCACAUCUAGAGUGGUAUGGUGUUUCUUUUCUAAAUUAUAUUUUUAAAGCGUUUUGUUUUCCAUAUAGAUAUUUCUUGUAUUCAUGCUUUCUGACAUGGCUUGCGAUACUUCAACUUCUAAGGGUUGGUAAACCAAAGACUGUCAGGCACUUCAGUUAAUCACAGUAACCGUAGGGAUAUGAAGAGAGAUCCAUUUGCUUCUCUGUAUUUUUAGACAUGCCAUAGAUGAUUUGUCUUAAUAGCUAAGUGACCCACUUCUCACUUAAAAACAUAACUUCUCUCCAGUCUCACGUUUUUCUUUGGGCCCUAGAAUGUGACCAACAUGUUGAGUUUGUGAUGGACGUUACCUCUAAGGAUUCAGUGGAAUAGUUUUAGGUAAUUCUCCACUAACACACACACACACACACACACUCUACAUUUAAGUUUACUCUAUGGGGCAGUGACAUUUUACUCCGUAAUUUCAGCACAUUGGUUUUGAAACUACAUAAUGAUUAUACUGAUAAACUUUUUGCAUUACACAGUAAACAGACACAUUAAUGUAAAAAACAAGAUGCUUUGUAUUCAUUGUACUUGUAUGUAAGAAUAGAAUGAGAAUGAGAACAUGGACACCAAAAUAACACGUGAACAGAGAUGGCUCUGUCACCAUGCUAACGCUAUUUAGCAUAGGCCUACACUAUGCUGAGCAGUAGUCAGCUUCUUGGUAACACUAUUUUGAGUGAGGGUUCACUCCAUGCUAACACUUUAGCAUUGGUUUUAUGUUGAGUGGAUGUAGAGUUCAUGCUAAUAAUUUAUCUUUACAUUAUUGAGUCGUAUCAAGCUCCAAACUAACAUUUAAUAAGUGUUAACUGGUGGCACAGGCCUACACUACGCUGAGCAAUGGUCAGUUCUAUUUUGACUAAGCGUAUACUUCAUGCUAACACUUUAGCACACAGUACUACUGAGUGGAUAUAUGCUACAUGCUAACACUUUAUCUUGAUAUGAUAGCAAGCAUCAUGCGAACACUUUAUGUUGAGUGGUAGUUGACUCAAAGCCAACACCUUAUCACACACUAUGUUAAGUGAUAGUAGGCUCCAUGCUAAUAAUUCAGCAUGGGCCUAUGCUAAAUUAGUUAGCUUCCAUUAAGUUGGAUGUUGGAUGCUAACACCUUUUCAGAAAUGCAUGUUAAAGAAACUGUCUAUGACAAGAAACCUUUUAGGAACAGAGGAGGAAAUUAUAAAUGGGGCAGGACUUUGGCUUUCUCCAUGGCUAAGGGUUGUUGCCAAUAAUGCUGUAAUGUAAAACUCCCCAAACUAUUUACUUUUUUUACUGAGUCUAGAACUAUGUGAGAGCUCCAUAUCAUCUGCGGGCAUAUGGCAGGUUUAUUUUAAAGGUGCUGGAAAUAGCACAAUGUUCAACAAACGUGGCAAAUGUUUGGUGUCUAUGUUCCCAUCAGUGAAGUCAAAACAUGUUUAUUCAUGCAUUAAUUGUCAUUUUACAUCCAAAGUAAUACCAACAUCAGCAAGUGGCUGGUAGAUUUGGUUCACUCACCAGCCAAAAAACAUUCACUAGCAAUUUGGCUAGUGAACGAAAGUUAAUUUUGAACCCUGAUGAUGGUCUUUGGUGACCCAUCGGAGCACAGCUCCUUCUUUGCACAACUGUAAAGACAAAGAUUUAAAUAAAUUGAUAUGAAAGAUUUUGUUUUGGCGCUGUCAGGUGGAACAGUGAAGUCAGUCACUGGUGCCUCCUUUCCCAUCGCAUAUGAAUGGCAAGCUGCGAUUGACCGUUGAUCCAUUUAUGAAUCUAUGACUGUUUUGUCUGACACAGCAACCAUCUCAAAAGGCAUAAAUAUUGUGUAGUGUGAGCCCGGCAUUAGUAGUUAUAACAAGUGAUACGUAAUAUUAUGCAGGGUGUGUCAUUACCCAGUUGGUGUCAGUUGCAAAAUGUUUUCCAACAGCAGAAAAUGCACACAUCAGUAGUUCAGGAAAAUCACCUCUACCUAUAUCAAAAUCGGUGUCUUUAAACACAUAGCAACAAUAUUUAGUUGUUUGUUUUUCUUCUGAUAUGAUGUGAAUGCGGCAUUAGGCUGAUGAGCUGCACGAAAGUUAACUUUGAGACGUGUUAUCGUACAGAUUUCGGGUGAGCUUGGAUUUCGAGCGCUGCAAAUAAACAACUGUUGCUGUAACUGAUUUUGAUCCGUGGACAGUGAACCAAAUUUGGUCUCCAGUGCCUUGUGAAAAAUCGAUGUGUGAUACCCACAAAAGUCGUGUGAAAGAGCUAAGCUGGCAGGCGGAGUUUACAGGUUGUGGCUGUUUUAUUAUCAUCAUCAUCAUCAUAUCCUUAAGAACAUGUUUGUCAUUUUGGUGUUCACUGCAAUCAUCAAGAAAAGUCUCAUUGUUUGUUUAAAUCAUAUCAUUCAUAUUUUAACUGGUUCAAACUAUUAGAAAUUGCUAUGCAUUUACUGCUAGAUUGAGACUAAAACUUCCUUUGAUUCUGAUGAAAUUAAGGCCUUCAUGUUAUGUUUUAGCAUUUCAUAUUUUGUAGCAUUUAAUCUAUAUUUUCAAAGUAUCAAGCAAAUCCCAUAAUGCAUCAUUUGAGGUCGAACACCUUUUAAAGCAUAGAUCAUUUGUGAAUUUGUUUUCUGUGUUUCUGUUGUUUUAGACCUUUUCAUCGGUCAGUUUGAUGGGACGUGUUGUGUUUUGGAGAUUUGAGUUUGAAUCUUGACUUGCUGUCCAUUUUACUCCCUGUUCUGGCAACUUAAAUGCAGCACCUUCACAACCUCACAACACGUGCUGCCCCACAUUAUUUUUGAUAGCGUUCUUAUUUUUCAUACAUAUAGCCUAUAUAUCAGAUUUGAUGCAUUUGUCUUUUUUUUUUUUGUAGCGAGACCUUUUUUCGAGGAAAUUUCUGAAAUCUGAAAAGAGACUGGACUGUUUUAUGAAAUAGCUUAAAACUAUUGAUGUGAGAGGAGUUAUGUACUGUAGCUGCAACUUGUGAAUUCAGAGCACCCCUUUAAAAUUCAAUAAAUUUGAUUUGAUAGAC
Messenger RNA from Perca flavescens (yellow perch), 8897 nucleotides. RefSeq names its product TLC domain containing 3A (gene tlcd3a). The record is from RefSeq and is a predicted model, not a curated record. The transcript is spliced from 5 exons. Gene Ontology annotation, cellular component: membrane; endoplasmic reticulum. The coding region runs from base 206 to 1036 and encodes 276 amino acids. NCBI's taxonomy places the organism in Eukaryota, Metazoa, Chordata, Actinopteri, Perciformes, Percidae. Gene Ontology annotation, biological process: lipid homeostasis.